This is a messenger RNA of Paracoccidioides lutzii Pb01, 3486 nucleotides long. RefSeq names its product Vps52 / Sac2 family protein. The transcript has 9 exons. Gene Ontology annotation, cellular component: GARP complex. Bases 1 to 3486 code for a protein of 1161 amino acids. Gene Ontology annotation, molecular function: oxidoreductase activity; syntaxin binding. The record is from RefSeq and is a predicted model, not a curated record. Gene Ontology annotation, biological process: Golgi to vacuole transport; retrograde transport, endosome to Golgi; endocytic recycling.
AUGUGGCUGGACCGUUUCUCCGCCCACCCCCCGGCCUCCGGUGCGUCCACACCUGGCUCCCGCGCCUACUCCCCAGCCCGCCGUAACCCGCUCCUCUCCGCCGCCUCCUCCCACCCUGGCCGUCCAGGCUUCAGUCCUCGCUCCUCCUCCCUCUCUCUAGCCACCUCCCCCAAUGCCUCUACAUCUUCGAUCCCCGCCACCCUGCGCCAGGCAAAUGGCUCCUCCUUGUUGCCCAGACCGGACGGCUCGAAGCUGGACUCGAUAUCACAGCAACAACAACAACAACAACAGCAGCAGCAGCAGCAGCAGCAGCAGCAACAGCAACAGCAGCAACAACAACCGGACCCCCUGGAAGUGCUGUAUAACAUCCUUGGGAAACAGCCAAUGGCAGGUGAAAUGCAGACUGUAUCUGUUGUGAAGGCUGCGGUGGAGAAGCCGGAGCGUCUGGUCGAGGAUAUUGAGUUUGGGGAGUUGAGUUUGGAGGAGUUUGUCCAGCAGGGGAAGAGUGGUGGGGAUGCUGAUGAGACAACGGCUGGGGAUGAGAGAUCUAAAGGGCGUGGAGAUGUGCAGACCCUCGAGCAGUAUGAAAAGGAGAGGGAUAGGUUUCAGGAUCUCCACGGCGCAAUUGCGGGCUGCGACGAUGUCCUUAAAUCAGUGGAAUCAUACCUGUCCAGAUUCCAGACAGAACUAGGAGUCGUCUCCGCAGAAAUCGAAUCACUGCAGUCUCGAUCCGUCCAGCUAAAUUCACAACUGGAAAACAGACUCAACCUCGAACGGCUUCUAGGCCCUGCCGUUGAAGAGGUCAGCAUAUCGCCAAAGGCAGUGCGUCUGAUAUCAGAGGGCCCCAUCAACCAAGAAUGGGUCAAAGCCCUGAACGAAGUCGAGACGAGAUCGGCCUCUAUCGAAGCCAACACCUCCACCCUUACUAAUGUAAAGGCAGUCGAGGAUCUAAAGCCGUUACUAUCCGAUUUGAAAGCGAAGGCCAUCGAAAGAGUCAGAGAUUAUCUCGUCGCGCAGAUCAAGGCUAUUCGAUCGCCCAAUAUGAACGCCCAAGUCAUUCAACAGAAAUCCCUCAUAAAAUACAAGGAUUUAUAUGCCUUCCUCUCGAGACACCAUCCAACCCUUGCAGAGGAGAUCGUCCAGGCUUACAUCAACACCAUGAAAUGGUAUUACCUGUCCAACUUCACCCGCUACAUCCAGGCCCUGGAGAAGCUCAAGCUGCACGCUGCUGACCGCAAUGAUCUGCUGGGUGGUGACCCAAACGCUCAAAAACGCGCAAACGCAUACCACAGCACCCGCAACCCAACCUACGACCCCUUCUCCCUAGGUCGGCGCCUCGACAUCCUAAAAUCCGCCAACCCCACCGCCCUCCCCUCCUACCUAGCCGAAGACCCGCAGCCGCCCACCAAACAAACAAUCCACGGCACCGAAGUCCCCUUCCGCAACUUCAACCUAGCCCUCAUAGACAACAUCUCUGCCGAAUACAGCUUCGUCACUGAGAUGUUCGCCCCCGCCCUCCCGCACUCACACUCACAAGCAAGUGCAAGCACACAAACCGCCAGACUCCACCAAAUCUUCAACCCGGUCUUCACACUCGGCCAAACCCAGACAAAGACCCUCCUAGACCGCUCGACAGACUGCCUAGGCAUCCUUCUCUGCGUCCGCCUGAACCAGCACUUCGCCUUUGAGCUCCAACGCCGCAAAGUUCCUGUCGCAGACGGCUACAUAAAUCAAAUAAACAUGCUGCUCUGGCCCCGCUUCCAGAUGGUCAUGGACAUGCACACCGAGUCUCUCAAGCGGUUUGCAGCGGGCAUAAACACCAUCACCGGUGCUGCAGCUUCUGGUGCCAACAACAUCGCCGCCCUCGCGCUAACCAGCGGAGGCGAUAGACAGUCUUCGUCCUCCUCGUCAGCGCCGCACCCGCUGACACAACGCUUCGGGCAAUUCCUGCAAGGCAUUUUGGCGCUUAGUAGUGAGGCGGGGGACGACGAGCCUGUGUCGAACAGCCUGGCGAGGCUGCGGGGGGAGUUUGAUGUGUUGUUGGGGAAGUUUGGGAGGGCGGGGAAUGGAGGGGAUGCGAGGGGGAGGGAGAGGUUUUUGUGCAGUAAUUAUUCGCUUGUUAUGACUAUUAUUAACGAUACUCAUGGGAAGCUGGCGAGUGAGCAGAAGGAGGUGAGUCCCAACAUAUUGUCCACUUGUUGUCAAUGCCGAACCCCGAAUUCUCGGGCCGUGGACGGCAACCAACCGCGAUACAAGCAGUCUCCACUCACAAAACCAAUCAGAAGUAGAAAUCGAUACCCGACAAGACCAUUCUCAACCACAUCACCAGCCAACGCCGAUUUUACACAUGCGAUAAUCGGCGGCGGCAUAGUCGGCCUCUCCAUCGCCCGCCACCUCGCCGCCGCCCGCCCAAACACAACCACAGUCCUCCUAGAACGCCACGCCCACCUCGGCACAGAAACAACAAGUCGCAACUCCGAAGUGAUCCACGCAGGCCUCUACUACCCGCGCGCCUCUCUAAAAACCACCCUCUGCAUCCGCGGCAAGCACCUCCUCUACUCCCUCUGCGCGUCCCGCAACAUCCCCCACUCCAACACGUCCAAAUGGAUCCUGGCACAGGACGACGAGCAGAUGGAUACCCUGCAGCAGCUGUAUGAGCACUCAAGGCAGAUUCGGGUGCCGACGCGGUUUGUGGGGAGUGCGGAGGCGAGGAGGGCGGAGCCGGAUGUAAGAGCGCGGGCGGGGGUGCUGGAGAGUGCCAGCACGGGGAUUGUGGAUAGUCAUGCGCUCAUGGGGUGUUUGCGGGGGGAGUUUGAGGAGAUGGGGGGCGAUGUGGCGCUUUUGACUGCGGUGGAGGGGGUGGAGAAGUUGCCUGCUGGCGGUGGGUAUGUGAUAUACACCAGAUCCGGUGGUGGUGGGGGGAAAAGGGAAGGCGGGGAGGAAUGGGCGGUUACGGCGGAGACUCUCAUUAACGCCGCGGGACAUUCCUCCUGCGCUAUUUCUAAUAUGCUCCUGCCGCGGCACAGACAUGUGACACCCGCCUAUGCGAAGGGCACGUAUUUCUCCUACGCGGCGUCCAGUCCCAAGCCGCGCAGGCUGCUGUAUCCGGCUCCCAAGGCUGGGCUGGGGGGGUUGGGGACGCAUCUUACGCUGGAUAUGGCGGGGCAAGUGCGCUUUGGGCCGGAUGUGGAGUGGGUUGAUGGGCCUGAGGAUCUGGUGCCGAAUAUGGGGAGGUUGGAGGAGGCCGUGAGGGAGAUUCGGGAGUAUUUGCCCGGGAUUAAGGCGGAGAUGAUUCGGUUGGAUUAUUGUGGGGUUAGGCCGAAGUUGGCGGUCGGGGAGGGGGAGGAGAGGGGGGCGUUUAGGGAUUUUGUUAUUAGGGAGGAGGAGGGGUUCGAGGGGUUUGUGAAUUUGUUGGGGAUUGAGAGUCCCGGGUUGACGAGUGCGUUGGCGAUUGGGGAGAGGGUUGAGGAGUUGUUGUAUGGGUAG